Molecule: messenger RNA, 3075 nt
Organism: Priceomyces carsonii
Lineage: Eukaryota; Fungi; Ascomycota; Pichiomycetes; Serinales; Debaryomycetaceae
Gene: SLK19
Product: Slk19p
Exons: 1
Coding region: 1-3075 (1024 amino acids)
Source: RefSeq, a predicted model, not a curated record
AUGUCCGAUACUGCUACAGAAAAAUCAGCAGGGUCUGGUGCAUCGAAGUCAAGCACAAAAUUGGGUAAGUUUACAACAGGUGAGAGCUGGGUUUCUCCCUUCAGAACGUCUAGUCUGUCGAAGAAGAAUCUUCAUAAGCAGUACGUCCAAGAUAAUUCAAUUAAUAGAAUUCAUGUUCCGAAGAAGUUUGCUAGUCACCCAACUUUGGAAGCCCAAAAGAAAGUCAAGGAAGAAACACCCGAGUCCGGUGGUGCUAAGGAGGAUCUCCUGGAAAAGACAGAAUCUAAAGUAGACGCUGGAGAAGAAGCUGAAGACGAAGCUAAAGAGGAGGACAAGGAGGAGGGAGAAGAAGAGGGUAAGAAAGAGGACGAAUCAGCUGAUGAGGAUGAGCCGAAAGCAAUUGCUGAUGAGGUUGCCUCGAAGACAGGUACAUCUGAUAUUGGUUCUGUAGCUGAUGAUGCUGAAAAUAAAGAAACUGUAUCAAAGGCUGCUGUAGAUAAGGUCGAACCGGUGGGCGAAAAGAAUACAGAGGCUGACGACGAGCUUAGUAAGGAACCCGAAGAAACCACUGUCGCAGACUCUGCUCCAGAUGAUAACUUACAAGAGAAAAUCAAGAAUGCCCCCAUUGAAUUAGUUACACAACCAUCUUUCAAAUAUGAACCGGUUACAGAACCCGAUCAAAAGGUUUUGCAAGAAUUUCAAGACAAACCGGCAUUACUAGCCCACUAUCAAGAGCUUAGUGCUACAGCAAUUGGUUCAGCUUCUCGUGCCUUGGACGACCCUAAUAAGGUAAUUGAUUUAGGAAGUGGAAUGAAGAUGACUCAACAACAGUUACUCGAUAUUGCAGCUGCUAGGGUCGCUCCUGUGAUAGCUAAUAUUAAUGAGCAAGUUGAUAAGACUAGAACAGAGGAUGAGAUAAAAAGACAGGAUGAAUUAGCGACUAAGGUUAAAGCACAGGAGAAAAAGUUGACGAGUGACUACGAGAAAUACAAGAAGAAGGUUGAAAAACAAAAAGCUAAAUUUAAUAAGGAUAUCGAGGAUAAACUUGCAGAGUUAGCCAAGAAAACGAAGAGUGCAGAGACGGCUGCGACAAACUUUGAGAAGACUACAAAAGAAGAGAUUUCAGAGGCAGACAGCGAAUUUAAAAAACGCGAGGCAGAGGCUGUCGAAAAACACUCAACUGAUAAGGAAAAUUUGAUCAAAAAUCACGAAGAGUUAGAGGCAACCAAGAAGCAAGAUUUAGAAGACGCCAAAGCGAACCAGGAAACGAUCACUCAAGAGAUCGAAGAGUUGCAAGAAAAAAAAACUGCUUUAGAUAACGAUAACUCCGAGUUAUCUACUAAAAUUGAGGAAUUGACGUCCGAAUUGAACGAAAAGACAGAGGAAUUGAGUGAUUUGAAGGCUAAGCAUUCUGAGAAGAAAUCAUUAAUCUCAAACAAUUUAGCAACAAAAGAUGAGUUGGAUACUAAAAUAGAUACAGCCAAAAACGAAUUAGCCGAAAAGCAAAAGAAACACGAUGAAUUGACUACUGAAGUUGAGCUGUUAGCUGGUACUUUAGCUCUCUUUUCUUCGAAAUUAUCCACAUUAGACAAUGAGAAGAAGGAGCGCUCAAGGAGAUUAUCCGAGGCUAAAAACCACUAUCACGAGUGGGAAAGUGAGAAACAAGAAUUAGCAAAGAAGGUUGCUAGAGAACACGAACAACAAAGAUUAGAAGCCAAGGAAGCGGCUGAAACCAAAAGAGUUCACGAAGAGCUUGAAAAGGAAAGGUUGAAGCGUGAAGAAGAAGCUAAAGCUGAACAGGAAAGAAUUGCUAAAGAGAAAGCGGAAGAAGAAGAAAGAGUUGCUAAGGAGAAAGCGGAAGAAGAAGAAAGAGUUGCUAAAGAGAAAGAAAAAGAAGAAGAAAGGAUCGCAACUGAGCAAAAGGGUAGAGAAUUAAGAACAAAUGGACCUUAUCUGGAAGCUAAGAGCGUCUCACUUGGGCUUGCGACAGCAGGGUUAGGGACUAGUGGAUCUAGUGACUUUGAGGCUUUGAAGCAAGAGAAUGAUCGUGUCCAUAAGGAGCGCUUGCAAAAAGAAGAAAAUGAAAGAUUGAAAUUGCAGGAAGAUAUUGCAAAACUCAAAGAAGAGAAGGAAGCUUGGGCUCGUUCAGAACAGGAGGAGUCUGAUAAACUCGCACUGUCUAAAGCAGAGGAAAUUAAAAAGCUCGAAGCUGAACACGAAGCAAGACUUGCGGCUUUCAGACAAAGAUUGGAGUUUGAGGAGUCUGAGAUGACAAGACUUUCGGAUGAAGUCGAAAAUUUGAAAAAAAUUAAACAGUUGAGAGCAGAAAAGGCAAGACUUGCGACUGAAAUUUCAACAGAUGGUAAGACUGAUGAUGUCCAGAAACUUAUUGAUGAAAGAGAAUUAGAACUAGCAAUGCUCAGCAAGCAGAUUAAAUUGGAACGAGAAAUUGUUGACAAAAAGCACGGUGACAAGAAUCCUUUUUUAGAUAGUGGCAAUGAAUUAUCAACAUCAGAUACAGGAGCUACGUCUAAACAGCAACUUCUGGAACCAAAAUCGGAAGUUGCCAAAGAGAAGGGCAAAAAUAAGAUAUCACCACCUGCUAUAAUUGUUGGCAGUGGCGCAGGGGUUGCUGCUGGUGCGGCUGGUGCUUCUGCUAGUAGUGGAAGUGGUGCUAAAGCAGGAACCAGUAGUAAAGCAGGGCAAUCUAAUGGGCAUGAAAGUUCCAAAUCCAAUAAUUUAUUUAAAAAACUUUCGAGAAGACUCAGUAAAAGCGAGUCUGGAGAGCAAAGAUCAGGAAGUGUUGGCGCGAAGAAGGACGUUUCAGACAAAAAAGUAGCCGCUAAACAAAAAAGUGACACUUCAAAGAGUGGUCCCGUUAGUAUAACCAAACAACCAGCUGGUGUUUCCGGAUCGAGGAGAACGUUGAACUCUGUCGCAUCAUCCGAUUACGACACCUAUUCUGUAUAUGAAGAAGUAAGUGAUGCUGAAUAUGAGGCUCACAAAAAUAAUCCCAACUACAUGGAGAUGAGUACUGAAGAAUUGAGUAAGAAAAGAACCCCAAAGAAAGUUUGA